Molecule: messenger RNA, 2474 nt
Organism: Hydractinia symbiolongicarpus
Lineage: Eukaryota; Metazoa; Cnidaria; Hydrozoa; Anthoathecata; Hydractiniidae
Product: major facilitator superfamily domain-containing protein 4A-like
Exons: 11
Coding region: 616-2418 (600 amino acids)
Source: RefSeq, a predicted model, not a curated record
AGGAAGUUCUUAUUAUUAGCCAUUCAGCAAGACGUUCAAAAGUUGUAGUUGCUCUAUGCGUUGCCAAAAUAUAUUCUUCCUCUAUUAUUCCCAUGCUGGUUCUACCCAGUUCACCCUACACACGUGUUGUUGUUGUUUUUUUGUUGUUUUUUAACCUUUUUUUAUUAUUUUUCUAGCAGAAAAAACCCAUUUCUUUUAUACCUUUAAAGUAACUCAUCAAUAUUUAUAAAUCACAAAUCCAAUUAAAAGCACUCAGGUGGAGUGUCAUUAAAAAAAGGAAAACAUUUAUCUUAUAGUAUUUUUUAAAUUUUCAUUUCUUUCAGAUGUUAUCUUCACAAGGGUAAAAAAAAGGAAAAAGAACAAGAACAAGAAAAGAUAUAUUUAAAACAUGCAAAAGGAUGUUUUUACAUAUUUAUAAAAUGCAACUAUUGUGAAUGUAUUGGAGUUAAAUUCUUCGCAUAGAAAGACUUCAGCGCUUAGAGUCCUAAAGAAGUUUUAAAAUAUUCUCCCAGGCAUAUCUAGGAGUACCUGAAGUUGAUGGAUUUCGCUACUAGUAAAUAAAAAAACUUUUCAGAAAAAAUCUCUUCUCCCAAGAUUGUAGCAUACAGUACCAACAUGACGCUACAAAAUAACACUAAAUGCAAAUCAUCAAAAAGAACACGUGCCAUCAAAGAGAAGUUAUCUCGUCAAAAAACAAUAUGGCAAAAGCUAGUGGAAUCUGAGCCUCACAUGGCAUUGGUUGUGAGCUAUUGUGGAUUUUUCCUUCUCUACGGAAUGUCUGAUGAAAUUCUUGGGCCUACAUUGAUCGAACUUAGUUGCUUAGCAUCAAAAGCAUUAAAAUCAAUGAGUUGGUUGUUUUUCUCCCAUGACUUGGGAUUGUUAUUUGGAACACUCUUUGGUGGAAUAAUAGUUUCCAGCGUGGAUAAAAACUUGGCAAUCACAAUAUGCCUUCUUUCAAAUGCAGCAUGCAUAACAAUAUUACCAAUUCUCCACCGCUUUGUUGGUAUGAUUCUUUUUGUCUUGUUCUAUGGUGUCUUUCUUGGAAUACCAGACACUUUAUCCAACGUGAUGCUGGUGAAUGUAUUUGGUAAAGAGGUCGCUCCAUAUUUGCAAGGUGUUCACUUUUUCUAUGGCUUUGGCGCCUUUCUCAUUCCAUUAAUAGCAAGACCUUUUCUGAGAAGAGAAUGUUCAUACCAGGUUAAUACUACUACUUAUUUUUCAUCACCAAUUGCACCCAUAAAUGUGACGUAUGACAAUGAAACUGGACUGUGGUCUUCAAAACUAACAGAGCAAAGAUUAGAUAGCAGUAGUGAUGUAAUGUAUGCAUACUGGAUGACGUCAUUACUCCAUGUGCCGGUAAUUCUUGGUUUAAGUUGGCUAUAUUUCAGAAGGCAUUUGGAUCAUCAGAAAGGAAUAUACCGUGAUUCGUUUAAAUCGUUGCACAAUGAUGAUGAAUUACCAGUGAAUUCUCUUGACAUAAUUCCAUUCGACCCUGAUGCGACAUUUUGGGAAAGGAUACAAAAAAACGCCAAGCAGAGAUUACUAGCUGUUACCAUCCUAUGUUCUCUUCUCAUGUAUGUUUAUGAAGGUUUAAUGGCAAUGUUUGGCGGUUAUGCUUACUCCUUUGCUGUAAAGGGCGUUGCUGGCAUGACGUCAGAUCAGGGUGCAUAUUUGACAUCAAUGUAUUGGGGCUUCUUUGCACUGGGAAGAUUUUUAUGUAUCAUUCUGGCCUUUUUAAUUACACCAAAGAGCAUGUUAAUGGCUAAUGUUGUUGGUUGUUUAAUAUCAGCUAUAGUAUUAGUAUUUGGCCAUGCAAGUAUUGAGACAGUUUUUGUUGGCACUUGCAUGUUAGGCUUUUGCUUAAGUAGCACUGCUCCGACUAUUAUUUCGAUGGCAGAACAAUACGUUGAUCUGACUGCUCACACAACAAGCACACUGGUCAUAUCUUCUGCACUUGGAGAACUCACAUUGCCUAUUAUAGUUGGUCAGGCUUUUGAAAGGCUUGGUCCAAACGUUUUUCCAACAACUGUGGUAUUGUUAUGUCUUCUUGGUUUUGUUGGUUAUUGUUUGCUUUUAACAUUUGAUAACGAUAAAGCAUACGAACACGCCAGCUCCAUGUUACGCAUUGUUAAAAAUUUCCUGUGCUUUGGAUGUGAAUCAGAGGCACAAAAACGGUAUAGAGAUUAUGCUUUAAUUGAACAAAGUUUAUCAGAAUAUCCAUCAAGUUGCGACAUCUCCGAUCCGGAUAGUAGUAAGGUAAUUCCGAAACCAAUCGUGACAGCUCAAAAAAUGCAACCUCCUGAAAUGGAACUGAUCGAUGAAGAUGACAUUAUUGGUGAUUAUGUUUAUGAAGGUUCUGAGAAUGUGCUACCCGUGGAAACUGACCUGAUGUUUGGUAAUGGCAAAGCAAUUAAAUGACUGAGAUGAAAAUGUAGAUUUUGUACUGUUGAUAAAGAUCACCUAACAGAAACUAA